CAGACAAGCAGACGGCAAGUGGUUGGCGAGCGAACUAGCCCAGUUGCAGUUAGCUGCGAACUUUUGCUGAUUGAAUUUCGUGGCUGUGUACGCUCGGCUGAAAAGAACCCGCCAUGUCGAAGCCGGUCCUCCUGUCCAGCUUUCUCAGUUCCUGCACCUGGCGCGUUCGCAUCGUCUUGGAAGUGAAGCAGAUUGACUUCGAAUUUCGGGCAGUGGACUUACAGCCCAUUGGUGGUGAGCAGGAAACUGCGAAAUUCAAAGCGUUGAACCCAAUGGGCCAAGUUCCUGUUUUGCUUGUCGACGGAAAGCCCAUCAGCCAAUCGGUGGCCAUUAUGGAGUACUUGGAGGAGAAAUACCCUGAGCCAAGGAUGCUGCCCGCAGAUCCCUACCAGAGAGCCAAGUGUCGCGAGGUGGUGGAGCUUCUCGUUUCGGGAGUCCAGCCCCUGCAGAGCAUCAUCCUGAUCCCUCUUCUCGGCAAAGUGGAAUGGAAGAAGUGGGCCCACCGCAAUAUCACACGUGGCUUCGCAGCCCUGGAAGCCAUCUUUGCAGAGACGGCCGGCAGAUACUGCUUUGGAGAUGAGGUGACAUUUGCGGAUGCCUGCCUCGUACCUCAAGCGUGCAAUGCAUACCGCUACGGUGUGGACAUGACACCCUUCCCCACGGUGCGCCGUAUUUACGAAGAGCUUCAGCAGCACCCGCUUGUCAAGAAAGCUGAUGCGUCGUGUCAGCCAGACACCCCUCCAACGGGAGUGCCCAACACUGUCAACCUAUACAAGGGCCCUGGGGAGCAAUAACACUACAUAAUGACCAUGUUGAAGUCUAUAUCUUGGUGGAAUUAA
Dermacentor andersoni is the source of this 839-nucleotide messenger RNA. Its product is annotated as maleylacetoacetate isomerase-like. The record is from RefSeq and is a predicted model, not a curated record. Gene Ontology annotation, biological process: L-phenylalanine catabolic process; glutathione metabolic process. Gene Ontology annotation, cellular component: cytoplasm; mitochondrion. NCBI's taxonomy places the organism in Eukaryota, Metazoa, Arthropoda, Arachnida, Ixodida, Ixodidae. Gene Ontology annotation, molecular function: glutathione transferase activity; maleylacetoacetate isomerase activity.